AUGUUGAAAACAGCCUUGAUUGCUGGCGAUUUCAAUGGUCACGUGGGAGAGAGAAACUUGGCAAUAGAGCGUGUCCAUGGUAGAUAUGGGAGCGGGGCUGUAAAUCCCAACGGAGAACGGCUAAUUGACUUCGCAGUGGCAUACGAUCUGGCUAUAUUGAACACGUUCUUCAAAAAGAAGGAUUACAAUACAUAUGAAAGUGGAGGACAGGAAACACAAUUGGACUACAUAUUAUACAAGAGAAGUAAAAUGAGUGAAGUCAGAAAUUUUAAGACGAAGACCAGAGAAGUUUGUUUCAGGGAGAGAGUGCUGGAGCAGAUAGAGUUGAGAGAAGGAGUUGAAGAGUGGUGGAAUUUGAAUGCUUCAAUGAUCCGACAAGCUGCAGAGGAAAUGUUGGGGAUGACAUCUGGUAAAGGGACCACCAAUGACAAGGAAACUUGCGAACAAAGCAGCAAAAAAGCAGUGGCAGUAGCUAAAGCUGAGGCAAGGGAAGAAAUGUAUCAAGAACUCGAUACAAGAGGAGGACAGAAAAAGAUUUAUAGAAUAGCAAAGGCCAGAGACAAGAGUAACGAAAGAUCAGACACAUAUCAGGCAUAUGAAGGAUACAGAAGGAAAUGUUUUAAGGGUAACAUCCAGGACUGCACUAACUACAGGGGAAUUAAAUUGAUCUCACAUACAAUGAAGCUUUGGGAGAGAACUAUUGGAAUGAGGAUCGAGGCUGAAACGGUCAUCAGUGAAAACCAGUUUGGAUUUGUUAAGGGAAGACAGACAUCAGAUGCUAUUUUUGCCUUAAGACAGACAAUGGAAAAAGAUGUAACAUCACAAGUUAGUAGUUGCGUCGGAAUAACGGAUGAAUUUAACAUCAAAGUAGGACUCCACCAGGGCUCUACUCUCAGUCCGUAUAUAUUCGACCUUAUAAUGGACGUUCUAAGCGAAGGGAUUCAAGAGGAGGCACCCUGGACAAUGUUAUUUGCAGAUGACAUUGUCUUGGUGUGUAAAACAAAAGAAUCAUUGAGAGAGAAACUUUCGCAAUGGAAGAGGGCUUUGGAGGACCGAGGCUUGAAGAUAAGCAGAACAAAGUCUGAGUACCUCUCAUUUAAUGAUUUUGAGGAGAAAAUGGGGUGGAAAUGGAUGACGAGAUGA
Penaeus vannamei (Pacific white shrimp) is the source of this 1143-nucleotide messenger RNA. Lineage: Eukaryota; Metazoa; Arthropoda; Malacostraca; Decapoda; Penaeidae. The record is from RefSeq and is a predicted model, not a curated record.